GUAGAGCCAGCAUCUUGUUAUCAGAAGGCCGCCGGUUCGAUCCCCUGUAUGUCGGAGUGUCCUUGGGCAAGCUGAUGAUCCCCAAACUGCUCCUUAUGUGCUGAUCGGUACCUUGCAUGGCAGCCACAUCUGUGUAUAGCGGGAGAAUGCACAGAGAAGGAUCAGUGACGGUUAGAUGAAGAUGAUAAAAGUCUUGACUAUGGAGGGGAGGAUUUCUGCCUUGAUUCUUCUGUGCCUGGUGCUGUCAGGUGUCGGUGCCCUCCAGGUGAACAUCCCACAGGACUCAUAUGAGUAUGCCAGAGGUGACAACAUCAUACUGCCCUGCAGCUUCACACCCAAAACCCCGUUAAAGGAGACAGAUCUAGUUAUCAUCAAAUGGUCUGAUGAGACUGCAGAAGCUGGUGCUGAAGAGAACCGGAUUCUCUCUUAUUAUUCCCUGAAUAAACAACUUGACAUCACACCGCUGUAUGAAGGUCGGGUAUCCCUGGACGUAGAUGUUAUGAAGGGAAAGGCUGACCUGAAACUGUCCUCCAUCACACUAGCAGACAACAAGGAGUUUCAGUGUAGUGUCCAGAUCCCGGGUGAUGACGAAGGCAAAUUGGCUGACAAGGCACGAUUGGUGGUUCUAGUUGGUCCAUCUACGCCCAUCUGUAAGAUCCAGGGUAAAGCAGAGUACGGCCAGAACAUCAACCUGACGUGUCUGUCUGAGAGAGGUUCACCACAACCCACAUAUAAGUGGGAAAGUCGAGAUGUCAAGAACACUCCCCACGCUGCAGAUCUCAGAACAACUGACAAGGGAGGCUCCCUGUCUCUGUACGAUAUCUCGACAGAGACAUCAGGAUUCUACAUCUGCACCUCAAGUAACAAGAUCCGCUCUGCAACCUGCAGCAUCACCCUCUCAGUCAUGCCACCCUCCACGAACAUUGGUCCCACUGCAAGAAUCAUUUGUGGAGUCAUUGCUACGCUGAUCAUACUCAUCAUCGUCGUCUGUUGCUACUGCAAGAAGAAAAAAGUUUGAGGGGAAAUGCAUUACAAUGUGCAUCCUUCUUUUCCCUGGACAUGAAAUGCUCAGUCAACAUCAUGUCCAGCUUUUAAAUGUUCCUGUUAAGUUACUCCAGCAGGUCAUGCGUUUAACAAAAUUGGCAAUAUCUGUAAUUUCUGUGCAACAUAUCAGUUUUUUACUCUGUAUGCCUAUGAAAUA
Acanthopagrus latus (yellowfin seabream) is the source of this 1201-nucleotide messenger RNA. RefSeq names its product cell surface A33 antigen-like. Lineage: Eukaryota; Metazoa; Chordata; Actinopteri; Spariformes; Sparidae. The record is from RefSeq and is a predicted model, not a curated record. Bases 176 to 1018 code for a protein of 280 amino acids. Gene Ontology annotation, cellular component: plasma membrane. The transcript is spliced from 7 exons.